AUGUUAAAGCAGCUAUAUGAAUGUGGAUAUCUUCAAACUACUUCAAAGAACUACAAAAAUAUCACAAAUCAAUUUUGGAAUGCCUUUCAAGAUGUCUUAGAUAGUAAUAUUUAUAGAGUAGAUAGAAA
Molecule: messenger RNA, 128 nt
Organism: Scutellospora calospora
Lineage: Eukaryota; Fungi; Glomeromycota; Glomeromycetes; Diversisporales; Gigasporaceae
Source: the annotation of a GenBank genome assembly